Molecule: messenger RNA, 1332 nt
Organism: Ostreococcus tauri
Lineage: Eukaryota; Viridiplantae; Chlorophyta; Mamiellophyceae; Mamiellales; Bathycoccaceae
Product: unnamed product
Exons: 1
Coding region: 1-1332 (443 amino acids)
Source: RefSeq, a predicted model, not a curated record
AUGCUUUGGAAACCACUGAACAAGGUUCCAAGUGACAUACUUGUCGCAAGCUCUCAAGCAAGCGGCGGUGAUUUGUCUGAACUGGACAUUCUCAAAAAGAGUCGAGAAGUGCUAGCCUCGAAAUGUAUUCGAAUUGCACAAAUCGAAUAUAUGGAUCAAGUCGCUUUGUCGGGCAGCGGGAUAUCGACCAAGAGAUUGUUUUCAAGAGAUGAAUCUGAGGGCCAAGUGGAUGAUGGCGACGCGACGGCGGCGGCGGCGACGGCGACCGGUUCCAAGAUGAGUGCGGUGCGUAAAUGGUGUCCAGAAUGCAAAAAGACAUUUGCAAUGAAAGCGCAAACGUGUGACGAUUGCAUGGGUCAAGUGAAACUAGUUUCAACCGCGGAAGUCAAAGCAAAAGCGGCCUAUGACUCCGAGUCGGUGAAGACAAGGUUUAGAACCACGACAGCGACGCCGAGAUGGUUGAAUGAAGAUGCGUCUCGAUCUUCGGUUUUAAGCACAGGUCCGAAUAAUGAAGUGAUUGAAACGUAUGUAACUGACGUUGUAGAUCGCCAUGCGUCGGAAGAUGAUGUCUUGGGGGUAAUUUCUGGUGAUUCUCACCGCAUCGGUUCACCGAUGGAUGAGUGGAUUGAGUACAUUCCUCUUCCGGUGGAGCCUUACAAUCCGGGUCUCUCUUGCAACAAGAGAGCGCUCACCAAUCAAGCGCUGAAAGACGGUAACGUACGAGGCUUUUGUGAGCCUGAUGAACCGUGGGUGCGUGAAUGGGUCAUGAUCCUCAACGACUUGGGCGCGGCGCUGACUGAGGUCCAUUGUAGCGAGCGAGUCCACGCGCUCAUGCCGCUCGGUCACGAGGAAGCCAUGUACAUCAGAGCUUGCUCAAAAUUUAUGGUAGUUCUACUCGGUAAAAACUUUAUCAUGAGUUCAAAACUAUUCGGGUCGGAGAAGAUUGUGGAGAUCCUAUCUAAUGGUGCUGAUCUUCAUCGGUCAUUUCAGUUUUUGAAAUUGGUGCACCGAGUAGUCACGAGUGCGUUGGUGAUUGAGUAUGCGCAUGAAGUCAAAUCUUCAGAACUCGACGCGAAGGCUUUCAUAAGUUGGCUAGAGAAACCUAGGAAUGAUGAGAAAUUUGUUCUAUUGGAGAGCUUUUUCGCGCGCAAGAUACUUCCAGCCCUCUUUACUUACCGCGACGGCUGUCGUCGCAACGAUGCCAAGAAGAUUUCCGAAUUUCGCUCAAAAUUUCACUUCAAAUUUCACUUUUCCCGAUUUCGCGAGGCGAAAUUGGGCAAAUAUCGCCUCGCCCGAACGAAAUUUUGCCUCGGGGCAAAAUUUGGAUUUUGA